Molecule: messenger RNA, 664 nt
Organism: Cornus florida
Lineage: Eukaryota; Viridiplantae; Streptophyta; Magnoliopsida; Cornales; Cornaceae
Exons: 4
Coding region: 85-396 (103 amino acids)
Source: RefSeq, a predicted model, not a curated record
CACAUUUCUCGUUGUCGCGCUCUGGUAGUCUCUGUAACUCCUCCGCUCUCUCUCUCUCUCCAAAAAAAAGCUCCGAACACAACCAUGGCGGCGUGGACAGCUGUCGCUCGUCGAGCUUCGAACCUCUCUCGGCUCUCCUCUCCCAAAUCGGUCGCUACGACUAGUCAAGCCGCCAAUCUAAUCCAUCGGCGCGGUCUCGCCGGUGGCGGUGAUCAUCAUGGACCUCCUAAGGUGAAUUUCUGGCAGGACCCAUUGAGCCCAUCUAAAUGGAAAGAAGAGCACUUUGUGAUUGUUUCUCUGGCUGGCUGGGGAAUGCUCAUCUUUGGGGGUUACAAGUUCUUCACAAAGGGCAAGAAAGAGGAGAAGGAAGAGAAAGUUGCAGAAGGAUCCCAUUAGGUUGGGCUGUUUCUCAACACCUAGAAAUGAAGUGGUUUGCUUGGAUUUCACAGGCAGAGAAGAAUAAUUUUAUAUGAUGCGACUUGUGAAAUUCUCCAGUUUUGGCAGUCUGCGGCAAAUGAACUCUUGGACAGAUGGAUGAUAUAUGUUAGGACUUUUCAGUCGCUUUUCCUUGUGUUAUUUUGAUAUCCUGAUGCAUCUAAAACUUUUUCUAAAAGCUUUAAGAAAUCAUCAAUAGUCCUUUGAAUCCAAGGCUGAAACUUCUUUA